GUCAGGGCUCGGCGGCGAGCGGCAGGCUCCUGCUCAGGACCGCAGCCGGGAUGCUGCUAAUGCCGAGGAGGGAGACCCUGACUGGUGCACAGCCGUGAGCGGGAAACUCGGACGGCGCCGGGGAUCAUGGGCUCGUCCACGUUGGGGAAGGCCGCCACAAUCGAUGCCCUUCUGAACGAGUGCAUUGAUGCGUUUGACGACGGCGGCGAGCUGCAGAGCAGCCUGACGCCUCGCAGCCUGCUGCUGAUGCAUCGCUGGUACGUCUCCUCUCCUGACCUGGCAGCAAAACUCCUGCGGAUAUAUCCUCCCACUGGGAUCAAGGAUUAACUGGUUCUAGACUAAAUUACCAUCUGAUGUGAAAUAUAAAACUAAUGACUAGGUUCUUAAGUAGAAAGUGGCAUGCUAACCGCACACCACUGUUUUGGGUACUUAUUGAUUAUUGAUACGAAACGGAUUCAGCUUCAGCAACAGUGUCUCUUUUUACUUCAUUACUUUCUACCAGAUCAUCAUCAAUAUCAUCUUCGUCCUGAAACAGUCCCCUGUCUCCAGAGCCUCACACUGCUGGCAGAAAUGCAAUUUUUUAUUUAAAUCUAAAAAAAAUAAUAGGUACAUCGACCAGAUUAAAAAAAAAAAAAAAAAAGACAAAAAAAACCUAAAUAGUCAAAAUUUUACAUUUUUGGGAUUAAAAGGAGUUUCUGAAAACGAUCCAAACCAUUCUUCACUGUUAAUCUUUACUAUGAUUUAUUGUAUUUAAUUAAUUUCAGUCUAAAAAUCUAUGAAACAAUGAUUAGAAAGUGUGAAGGAAUUUGCUCCUGAUUUCACUUGUAAAAGAGCUUUUCUUUGUGUUUCUGCAUCAACCCAGUCCCCAGUGUUUCUCCACAGUAGUUAAUAAGUCAUGGAUCAGUUUUAGAACCAGGACAGAAUUAGGUAUUUUUGAUUUUAUGCAGAUUAUCAGCAGUUUGCGGACUGUUCAGAAAUCAGGCUUUUAUUUCCCAGCAGUGAGUGAAAUCCAAGUUUACUGAAUUCAGUCACCAUAACAAUAUGCAUUAAUUGUGAAUAUGACCAGAGGGCAACACUGAACUAGAGCAGAAAUGGAAAAAAGCACGUGCAGGAAGCAUGACGGUGUUGGAUCAGCUGGGAGUUCAGACAAGCAGCUUGAGAGCGAGUCAGAAACGGAGGAAACUCAGGAAGCCUCCGCUACACCGCGACAGCACGGUGAAGCCAAGACAGAAAAACAGGAGGGAAAAGACGAGGCAGCGGAAAAACAUCCUGAAAAACAAGUUAACAACAUAAACAUGAUGGAAGACAUGAAACAAGGCAAAAAUAAGAAUGAAAAACACACACCGUGUCUCCAGUUCAUCCAAAACACACCAGAGGAACAGAAAAGUCACUUCUGUUACCUUCACCUUGGAAAAAAUACGCUUUUAUAAAUAGCUCAAUACAUAAUCAUAUCAAAUACCAAGACAUGUUUGAGAUUUAAGACAGAAGCAAAGCUGCAGCCCUCCGGUUGGUCCUGAAUGUGCCGACCCGUCAGAACGGCUCCUUAACCGAAGUUCACGUACCGAGACUGCCGAGGGCCGAGCAGCCAGAGGACCCGGCUGAAGAUCUGCUACCUGAUGAGGUACUGGAUCGUGAAUUUCCCCGCCGAGUUCAACCUGGACCUGGGUCUGAUCCGGAUCAUGGGGGAGUUCAGGGACGUGGCGGCGCGUCUCGGCUGCGACGAGCAUUUCAAACUCAUCGACAUCUCCACCAUUCCUUCAUACGACUGGAUGCGGAAGCUGACCCAGAGGAAGAAGCAGGCCAAGAAGGGAAAAGCGUCGCUGCUGUUCGACCACCUGGAGCCCAUGGAGCUGGCCGAGCACCUCACCUUCCUGGAGUUCAAAUCCAUCCGCAGGAUCUCGUUCACAGACUACCAGAGCUACGUGAUCCACGGCUGCCUGGUGGACAACCCCACCCUGGAGCGCUCCAUCGCCCUGUUCAACGGCGUGUCUCAGUGGGUGCAGCUGAUGGUGCUCAGCAAGCUGACGCCCCAGACCCGGGCGGAGGUCAUCUCCAAAUACAUCCACGUGGCUCAGAAACUCCUCCACCUGCAGAACUUCAACACCCUGAUGGCGGUGGUGGGGGGGCUGAGCCACAGCUCCAUCUCUCGACUGAAGGAGACCCACCUUUACCUGGCUCCAGAGGUUGUAAAGAUCUGGAGGGAGAUGACUGAGCUGGUGUCCUCCAACAACAACUACUCCUGCUACCGAAAGGCUUUCAGCGAGUGUCAGGGCUUCAAAAUCCCCAUCCUGGGCGUCCACCUCAAGGACCUGAUCGCCGUGCACGUCGUCUUCCCCGACUACGCCGACGACCGGAAGAGGGUGAACCUGGCCAAGAUGCACCAGCUGUACGUGACCUUCAACGAGCUGGUGUCGCUGCAGAGCGCCGCCGCCCAGGUGGAGCCCAACAUGGACCUCAUCUACCUGCUGACGCUUUCUUUAGAUCUUUACUACACAGAAGAUGAGAUUUAUGAACUGUCCUUGCUACGAGAGCCGCGUAACUCCAAGUCAUCGCCCACCUCCCCAACCACUCCCAACAAGCCUGUGGCUCCGCUGGACUGGGCCUCCGGCGUCACCACCAAGCCAGACCCGUCCGUGGUCAAUAAGCACAUCAGGAAGAUGGUGGACUCUGUCUUCAGGAACUACGACCACGACCACGACGGCUACAUUUCCCAAGAGGACUUUGAGAGUGUCGCCGCCAACUUCCCCUUCCUGGAUUCCUUCUGUGUUCUGGAUAAAGACCAGGACGGGUUGAUCAGUAAGGGUGAGAUGACGGCUUACUUCCUCCGGGCCAAUCCGCUGCUCCAGUGCAAAAUGGGACCGGGCUUCAUCCACAACUUCCAGGAGAUGACGUACCUGAAGCCCACCUUCUGUGAACACUGCGCCGGAUUUCUCUGGGGAAUCAUCAAACAGGGCUACAGGUGCAAAGACUGCGGGGUGAACUGUCACAAGCAGUGCCGGGAGCUGCUGGUUCUGGCCUGCCGGAAGCUGAUCCGCUCCGGCUCUCUGGGCAGCGUCUCUCCGGCCAGACUGACCCACAGCUCGCUUCCCAGCAGCCCCGCGCUGCCCGUCUGCAAAGACGAGGACGAGGUGUUUGAGUUCCCGGCCGUCACUCCUGCAGGUCCGGGUCUGGAGUCUCAGUCCAUCACUCUGAUGACCGGCUCAGCCCAGAAGAUCUCGGUGCGCCUGCAGAGGUCCACCACCAGCCAGGCCACGCAGACCGAGCCGCUGUGGCCCCAGCACGGCUACGGCGCCGCCGACGGCGGCUCCCACACUUUCCCCAAGAUGAAGUACCGGACGCACAGGAAGGUGUCGGCUAAAAACAAAGGCUUCGCUCGGUGGGAAAACCAGAAUGAGAAACAGCAGCAGAUGGUUUCCUCUGGACUCGGUGGGACGUCCCAGGAGAAGCCUGAGGUCUCUUUACCAAACGGGAUCGCACACAGACACAAGGACAGCUGACUUGGCUGUGGAGGUGAGGGCCGGUCCCAGGCCUCCAGAAGGCCCGGGGCCGCUGGGACCAGGAAGCUGUUCUCUCUGGGGGAGCUGCUGGGCUGCCUGAGGUCCCCCACUGGUGACCUGGAGUCGUCGUGUCCCAUCUGGUCUUCAGCGCUGGAGCAGGUGGAGCUGAGAGAGCCAGCCACAGCUGUUUGUGUGCAGCAUGCCAGGGAUCGCUGCAAAAACAUUUAACUGGGAUCUGCCGGACGGACUGGAUUAUCAGCACUUAAAAAAGGGAGCGAGUGUGAAUAAACGGGUUUUGGUUCCAGGGAUGGAUGCCUGCAACACACCUUUCUGAAUAAAAGAGAUCACGACAGGAAGCCGCUUCCUUCAGGACCUGAAGAAAGGAAAAGGCCGGCUAUGCAGGUGAAAACCAACCAGUCUCUCUUCAGGUUGAGAAACAUGCAGUUAUUUCACAAAACGCCUCUGAAUCCGUGACACUGGGACGUUUCGUCAGAUCACACGGCUGCAGAGGUGCUGCCUAGAGUCAAGAAAAAAUAUGGCGGACAUCGCUUCUCUUUUUGGUGAAAAAUGUAGCUUCGCUUUGAGAACUUUUCUAGUGACAAAUGAACACUUUGUUUUCACAGAACCCAUCUGGUGUAGGCACAACGAACUGGAGGGAAGUUAAUGUCACGUCAGGGACAGAUAGUAAAAACUAGGUCUGCUUCACCACAGAUGCACUUCUCUGCAUUAAAUGAAGACUUGUUUGAUUUUUAAAACAUAACUAAUUCUUUUUAAAGUAUUGAAACAGAUCAAAACAUUUCAGCCACAAAUCAAAAUAUAGAAUGUAACAAUAUCAUUUACAAUAUACAUGAUUUACGUAAUUUUAUUUAAUAAGAUAAGCCAGAAAAAUAAAUAAAUACACAAAUACAUUAAUCAAUCAAUAAAUAAAUAGAAAAAUACAAACAUAAAUAAAUACUAUCUCCUAAAACAAGUUUGUAUUAUUAUGAUCAUAAAACUGAAUCAUUUGUUAAAUAAGUUUUAUGUCUAUGUAACAAUCACAUAUGAGGACGUGAGGCCCUGUUCACUGACGCCUGCGAUGAAAACUCUGGAUGAUUCAAUAAUACUUGUUCGUGUCCAGCACCAAUGCUGAUGCCAAUCCGAGAUCUUCUUCUUCUCUGUCGUCAGUCAGUAAUAACGGACACGUUCAUCAUCAUUUCCUGAACGGUGGCUCCUGGUUUCCAUUUGAGCUAGACUGGCUGUGUAGUGAUCGUUGUCAGUAGGAGGACGGAUUCUCACAUUUCCAUCCACCACACAGCUGGAAUACAAACCCAGCAGCCUUCAACAAACGUUUCUUAAUGAAUUAACGCAUCGCCAUGGCUGUCAUAUCUCUGGAAACAAGCAUGGAGGAGACUUGAAGCUUCGCGCAGAUGUUCUGGUAGCAGAGUCCUGUCCUCAAAACACUGAGCUCUCAUUUGAAGUCUGCCUGUGGAAAAGAAAAGGCAGGCGAAACGUAGUCAUGCAACGAUUCCUGAGCCGCUUUGUGUAAUAACUGCGUUUCUUGCACUGUGGACAGAUACACAAUCCAGACAAACGGUCUGGAGAGGGACCGGGUCUGGAGACAGACGGUGGAUCUGGAUGCAGUGGUGACAGAAUGUGAAGGAGGAGCUGGAAAUAAAGGGAAAAACAAACUGACAGCGAAAGUCGAGGUCGUCUGUCUGGAUGAACUUUUUCAACAUAUUUAUAGUCCUUACUCUUGAAAGGCCUUGGAGGUUCAUUUUAUUCGUUGUGUUUGUCCUGAAUAUGAGAUGAGUGUAACAGUGUACCUGUUACCUGUGUUCUACUGGGAUUCAAAGAGAACAUGCAGUGCCUCAGGUGUUAACGAGAAACUGAUGUGGCUGUGACUGAAGGCUUGAUGUUCCCAAUUCUUUACUAUACAGCAUCAACAGCGGUGAAGGAUGCAUUCUGAAAACACAGUGGGUUUUAUUUGUAUAAAUAAAUUAUUAAGUAUAGUAUUACCAGUCAGUUGAAAGUAAUUUAUACUUGGCGUCUGUGGAGGAAGACUUCCCUUUCUUUAAGUCCAUCAAAGAGAUGAAGGUCAAAGAAAGCCGUUCUCUCUCCGGUGAAAAACACUUAAAACAAUGUUGCUGGACGAUGAAGCGGUUCUGAUAAUCUGUCAUGUCUGACCGGAUGACAGCUGCAUGCCGCGGCCAGUGAGCGAGGAAAAACCUGCUCCUGCAUUAAAAGAACACGAAAGAUGUGUUUCUUGAGGGUUGGUGGACAGAGUCCGACUGCUUGGUUGAAGCAAAAUCAGACACUGAACCACCCAUCUGCUCAGGAAAGACCUCCGCCAGAGUAACGGACUAAACCCUGCUGCUGCUGGCGGGAACAAUCCUCAGGAUCUCACGCUAACGCUGUCGGCGUCUCUACGCAGUCAAAUGAUAAGUUUCAAGAUAACUGGACAAAAAUAAAUCUGUGAAUUGAAUAUAAGAAGGGUGAAUCGAGCUGUUUGAUUUGUAAAACACACUGCACAGUGUCCUUUACAGAACGUCUACGUUAAGCUGACACUCAGGCGGCGUUUCUCAUUCAGCAGCUGUGAACAGGAAGCGUGAGGCGGAUGCAUCAGGAAAUGUGAAGUCUGAACCAACAGAAAAGGCAGUUUCAUUGUGAGGAUGAAGUGAAGAGGCUCCUCAAAACCUGUUCCUCUACAGCAGAAAAAGAGGUGUUCC
Salarias fasciatus (jewelled blenny) is the source of this 6202-nucleotide messenger RNA. It is a transcript of the gene rasgrp3, whose product is annotated as RAS guanyl releasing protein 3 (calcium and DAG-regulated). Gene Ontology annotation, molecular function: guanyl-nucleotide exchange factor activity; calcium ion binding. The transcript has 16 exons. The record is from RefSeq and is a predicted model, not a curated record. Gene Ontology annotation, cellular component: plasma membrane. Gene Ontology annotation, biological process: Ras protein signal transduction. Bases 1617 to 3497 code for a protein of 626 amino acids. NCBI's taxonomy places the organism in Eukaryota, Metazoa, Chordata, Actinopteri, Blenniiformes, Blenniidae.